AUGGCAAACUCUUCAAAUAAAAGUAAAGCAAGCGAUGCAGUGAAGGAAAAUGAUACCUUAUGCGGAAUAUGUCUGGAAAACGUCUCAGAGAAAGAGACGGACAGAAAGUUUGGAAUUAUGCAGAAUUGUAAUCACACAUUCUGCUUCAGCUGCAUCGAAGCCUGGCGAAAUGUGAACCAAGACGACCUGCCUCCCGAGCUUCGUCGACCCAAGAAGAGCUGCCCGACGUGCCGGAGGGAUUCUGAUGUCGUCGCUCCGUGCCUUCGACACAUCACCGAUCCGCUGGAAAAGGAGAAAUUAAUUGAGGAAUACAGAAUCAUGAUGAAAUGCCUCGACUGCGAAGUUUACAAGCAUUACGGUGUCUGUGCAGAAGGUGAGAACUGUCUCUAUGACCAUGACGAAGCAAGUGUUCUGCCAUCUGGUGCAAGAUAUUCAUCGAGUGUAAGAUUUAAUCGCAGAAAUAGGAAUAACUUAUUCGGAUCCACCAACACAACUUGGUUGGUACGCUACGAUCCGUUCGGGAACCGUGUUGUUAUACGCUUAGACGGAGAUUUUUAA
Molecule: messenger RNA, 558 nt
Organism: Uloborus diversus
Lineage: Eukaryota; Metazoa; Arthropoda; Arachnida; Araneae; Uloboridae
Product: E3 ubiquitin-protein ligase makorin-1-like
Exons: 1
Coding region: 1-558 (185 amino acids)
Biological process (GO): protein polyubiquitination
Molecular function (GO): ubiquitin protein ligase activity; metal ion binding
Source: RefSeq, a predicted model, not a curated record